GGUACGUACCAUCACAGUCUUUGCGAUAGGUACAUUUCCCCACGAAGUCAAGAUUAUAUUUUCUACUUUGCAUUGAUAAAAUAGUUUCAUCGCCAGUGAAUUAAUCUUAAAAUCGAUUGUUGUAGUAGUAUCUGUUGCAUUAGAUUGUGCCCCCUGGAGCCCUUCUGGGAGGGAAUAGUGCCUUGUUCCUUCGCUGCUGAACGUGAUUAAUUUCUCCCCGGCUAUGAUAACCAAAGCAUUGAAGUGGGUUGGAUUGGAUCUGUCAACUGAUAGAAACAGCGGCUUGUACUGUACUGUAGUAGGGAUGGCAAGAAUAUAGGAGGAAUUGAACAGACAUUUAAGGACCGGUCCUUGCCAUUCUGCCACCCAAGGUGAGACCAAAAGAUGCCGUCCCCGCAAAACUAGAAUAGUCACAGUGUGGUAGCCGAGGUCCAGGUUUCCCAGGAUGCCGUUGGUGAAGAGGAGUAUUGAGCCCAGGCACCUGUGCCACACGGUGCUGCCGCGGGGCAUUAAGAACGAGCUGGAGUGUGUGACCAAUGUGUCCCUUGCUAACGUCAUCCGACAGCUCAGCAGCCUCAGUAAGUACGCAGAGGAUCUUUUUGGGGAGCUGUUCAAAGAGGCCCACUCCUUCUCCUUCCGGGUCAACUCCCUCCAGGAGCGCGUGGACCGCCUCUCUAUCAGCGUCACUCAGCUAGAUCCUAAGGAGGAGGAGCUAUCUCUCCAGGACAUUACUAUGAGGAAGGCAUUUAGGAGCUCCACCAUCCAGGACCAGCAGCUGUUUUCCCGCCAGUCGCUGCCCAUCCCCCUGCAGGAGACGUUUGACCUCUGCGAGCAGCCACCACCCCUCAACAUCCUCACACCCUACAGGGAUGAUGGUAAGGAGGGGCUGAAGUUCUACACAAACCCCUCCUACUUCUUUGACCUGUGGAGAGAGAAGAUGCUGCAGGACACAGAGGACAAAAGGAAAGAGAAGAGGAAACAGAAGUUGCAGGACCCCGGCAUGUAUGAUCAGGUCUAUAGGUACUUAGACCUCCCAGGGCAGGUAAGGGGAAACAACAGUACUCUGGAGACUGAGAAAGUACCCCGGGCUCCUCACGACCGGAAGAAGGAGUGGCAGAAACUGGCGCUGGGGGCGGAGCUAGCUGAGGACGACUCUGAGGAGGCCUUGAAAGAAAGAGAGGCUAACGGCUCUGCCACCUUCCACGACAGGUCUGGAGCUCCUAUGUACUUGGAAGGGAUGGACGGGCCGUUCUCCCUAGCAGCGCUGCCCUACAGUCAAAUGAACGAGCUGCUGAACCGUCCUGGGGACAGAAUGUACACACGACCCCACGACCCCCCACCACUGCCCCCAAUGCAUCCUCUGGGAGACAUCAAACCUCUCUCUCUCCUCAGCUCCAGUUCAGGUUUUUCAGACAGCAGACCCCAGUCUCCAGCACAGAUGCAUGGCUUCAAUUCCAACACCCCUCCCCCUCCACCUCCCCCCUUGCCUCCUCCACCUCCCCCCUUGCCUUCCAUGUCCAGCUCUGGCCCACGGGGCACCCCUCCUCCCCCUAUCCCUCCUCUACCAGUCCAGCAGCAGACCCCGGCCAUCCCCCCUCCCCCCGCCCCCCUCCAGAUUGCCCCUGGCGUCCUCCACCCUGCCCCUCCUCCCGUGGCUCCUCCCCUCCACCUCUCCUCACCGGCACGCCUCCAACAGAUCCUGGACAAGGGCCCGCCCCCUCACCAAUCAGAUGGCACUGUACUGCCCCCGCCCCCUCCUCCUCCUCUGCCCCUCCCAGGAGCACGGAUCUCCUCCCCCUGCCCGCCAGGCCCGCCCCCCGUGCCUUCCUUCCUGUCAGGUGCCGUGGGGUCCCCAGCCUCUCACUCCAGUGGGAAGAAACAUUCUGCCAGCCUGCCGCCCAUCAGUGACGCACGCAGCGUCUUAUUGGAGGCCAUCCGCAAAGGUAUCCAGCUCAGGAAGGUGGAGGAGCAGAGGGAGCAGGAGGCGGCCAAACACGCGCGUGUGGGGAACGACGUGGCCACCAUCCUGUCCCGACGCAUCGCCGUCGAGUACUCCGACUCGGAGGAUGAGUCGGAGUUCGACGAGGGAGACUGGAUGGAGUGAACGAGAAGGAGGGAGAGGAGAAAAGAAGGGGACAGAGGGCAAAACUGUCACUCAACUGUACCCCCUUUCGAGACGUCAGAAGUUUGUCCUUACAACUGCUCUCCUCUGUCAGUCCUGUUUUACUUUCAUACACUACUCUACUCAUACACUACUCUACACUACUCUACACCUCUCUCUCUCUCUCUCUCUCUGUUAAUUACUGUUCUUCUAUGUGUGUUCGGAUGAAAAGCUCCACGUCAGUUGUAUGUUCCAUGUGUUCUGGUCGGGUUAUGUUUUUAUACUCAUUUUUCUACACUACUGCACAUCGUUCAGUUGCUGUCAUGUUAUUUUCCUUCUUUAUCCUCCAAUAUUAUGAAAUCCUCCUCGUGUACAGUUGUUUCAAAAAUAACCUUUUAAGAAAAAACGUUUUGUUUUGUUUUCCUGUUUGUUUCUCGCUGUUCAGUAUUAGCGUAACAAAGUGGCAUGACACUUAUGUCCUUAGUUCUGUCCUGCCUCCUGGUGGGCCAAAGUGGAGAUGAAUGGAUUCUGUAUUUUAUUAUCUCUUCUUGGAGUUUCAUUUCUAACCAGAAAAACACAUGCAGUUUUUAAAUGGGCCAGUUGUUGCCAAUAUGAACUACUUGAAGGAUGGUAGCCAUCCUGUAUACCAGUCGGCUGUGGUUAUUUGCUGAUGUGAUUUAUUGGAGUUGUUCUGUGUUUUAUAUCAUCCGGAUUUGACUUAUCACCUUAGAACAAGGAAAAUAUUGUGAUGAUGAUAUGUUAUGUGAUAAUUGUUGUCUGAUUCUGAUGAUGAAGAUAAAGAAGAAUUAUAGUGAGAUAUUAGAAUAAUCAGAACCACUUAACAGUAGUGUCCCACUGGGAACACAGGUUUAAUCAACGUUGUUUCCACUUAAUUUCAAUGAAAUUAUGUUGAACCAACGUGGAAUAGAUGUUGAGUUGACGUCUUUGCUCAGUGGGGUCUGAGCAAUAGGAACCACUUUUAGAAGGCAGAUUAUUUCCUGGGUUCCCUCUCUGUGUGUCAACUAACGAGAAGCCCUUACCUCGUUUGACUCUAGAACACUAAAUAAGGGCUCUAUUCAAUCUGUAUCGCUGAAGCGUUACAGAUUGUGCAAUACACAUUUUAAGAUAAUUUCCAAUUGAGCCGACAGGUGCUGCGUUUACUGUGAAUGCAGUCUCCGUUAACUUGGUAAAAUUGCCUUUACAUUUCAAUCACGCUGGAAUGCUGAUCUUCAGCGAUACACAUUGAAUAGAGCCCUAACAGUUACUAUGAAGAAUUUAAAUGAAUUAACGCCAUUAGUCUAGCUGUGUUUCUGCUGCCAAUGGGGUGGGGCCAUGAUGAGAAAGAAGGAUUCAUCUGCCUUCACAGCUCCCUUUGAAGAUGCCUGCAGUCCUUUUCUUUCUUUUGUUCUUUCUUCUACUUGCCUUAUUGUUUGUACAGACAUAUCGUUGAGUUGAUGAAUGUAUUGUGCUGUUAAUACUUUUUGCCUGUUCUGGUAUGAAUUAACUGUUUCUAUAUUUGGGGAGUGGGAGAGAGGAAAAUGAACCCUGGGUUCAAACAAUAUGCUGUAUAACAUGUAACUGUUGACUGUAACAGUUUGCUUGAGUUAAUAAAAGCUAAUGUUAUGUUUCAGGA
Messenger RNA from Oncorhynchus keta (chum salmon), 3734 nucleotides. RefSeq names its product actin-binding protein WASF1-like. Gene Ontology annotation, molecular function: Arp2/3 complex binding; protein kinase A regulatory subunit binding; actin binding. The transcript is spliced from 11 exons. NCBI's taxonomy places the organism in Eukaryota, Metazoa, Chordata, Actinopteri, Salmoniformes, Salmonidae. The record is from RefSeq and is a predicted model, not a curated record. Gene Ontology annotation, biological process: positive regulation of Arp2/3 complex-mediated actin nucleation; actin cytoskeleton organization. Gene Ontology annotation, cellular component: cytoskeleton; SCAR complex. Bases 446 to 2104 code for a protein of 552 amino acids.